AGCGCGGUGUGCGCUCGGUUUGAGCCACUAACAGAUACUGCCGCAUCCGCAUUGCUUCCUUGUUUACUUGUUUUGUGGGAAUCUUAACUUUUAGAAGGUGAAUUCUUUUUUUUCCUGGGAAAUCGUAGAACCCCUCCACCUGUUUAUCUGAUCUAGACCCGCGUUUCAUUAAAACCCAGUCUGGUUUCCUGCCUGAAUGGCCACAGCAUCUGAGGAGCCUCCAGGUCUUCAGGGCCACACUUCCAACACGACUGGGAACCGAAAAAAUGUUGCCUCAGAGGUGAGAAGUAACACGUUGCUUGGAAAAGAAAUAUCGGGUCCAAGCAUUGGCAUGUCUCAGGCCCUGAAGAAAACCAUCGGCCAUCGAGGAAUUGAUCCCACUGGGGAAACGGUUUACAAAAAGACAACAUCUUCCACUCUUAGAGCAGCCAUACAGUUGGGCAUCACACACACUGUGGGCAGCUUGAACCAAAAAGCAGAGAGAGAUGUGCUGCUGCAGGACUUUGAAGUUGUUGAAAGCAUCUUCUUUCCCAGCGAAGGCAGUAACCUGACACCAGGCCACCACUACGGAGACUUCAGGUUCAAAACAUAUGCCCCUAUCGCCUUUCGUUACUUCAGAGAAAUGUUUGGCAUCCGGCCCGAUGACUACAUGUAUUCUCUGUGCAAUGAGCCUCUGAUCGAGCUGUCUAACUCCGGGGCCAGUGGAUCUCUGUUCUACGUCUCAAGGGAUGAUGAAUUCAUUAUUAAGACAGUGCAGCACAAAGAGGCAGAGUUUCUUCAAAAACUGCUUCCGGGAUACUUUAUGAACUUGAACCAGAACAAGAGGACCUUAUUACCAAAGUUUUAUGGGCUGUACUGCGUCCAGGCAGCCGGUAAAAACAUCCGCAUUGUAGUCACGAACAAUCUGCUGCCCAGUGCAGUACGAAUGCACCUCAAGUUCGAUCUGAAAGGCUCCACUUACAAGCGGCGAGCCUCUCCCAAAGAACGGGAAAAGGCUGUGCCCACGUUCAAGGACCUGGAUUUCAUGCAGGACAUGCCUGAAGGACUGAUCCUGGAGGGGGACAAGUACAAUGCUGUUUGUAAAACUAUUCAGAGAGACUGUUUGCUGUUGCAAAGUUUCAAGAUUAUGGACUACAGCCUUCUAGUUGGAGUUCAUAAUAUAGAUCAGGCCAGUCGAGAGCAAGACACAGAAGGAGAUGUGGACCAAACAAGACCACAAGUCCAGAAGUCCCUGUACAGUACAGCUAUCGAGGCCAUCCAGGCUGAGUCAGGAGGUGUGGAGCCAGUUGACCAGACCGGAGGGAUCCCCGCUCGAAACUCGAAGGGCGAGAGGCUGCUGGUGUACAUUGGUAUUAUUGACAUUCUGCAGUCCUAUAGGUUAGUAAAGAAGCUUGAACAUUCCUGGAAGGCCUUGGUUCAUGAUGGGGACACUGUUUCAGUACACAGACCAAGUUUCUACGCAGAGAGAUUUCAAAAGUUCAUGUGCAAUGUGGUUUUCAAAAAAAUGCAAGUAAAGGCCUCCCCAUGUAAGAAGCGGCGGGCCAACGGUCCUGCGAAGAAACCUGCCAGCUCUGGGGCUUCUCUGUUGACUCAAACCAGCGUCGGCAACCAGUACCCUGCACUCCAACAACAAUCCAGCACUGACACCAGGGAGGACACCGAGCGAGUCGCCGCCAUGCAGUCGGGUCGACCUGAUCUCCUCCCACAGAGCUUACCGCCCAGCAGCACCGCUGUCAACACUCCUGGAACUCCAGUUUUUGUAUUCCACACCGGAUUCACAUCUACAACACUCACUUUGUCUCACUCUCAGGAUACCUCGGUGAGAGAAUUUGGAAGUGAAACAGCCAGCAGAAACCAGGACAGCAGCACCCCCAAGAGAGCUCAGCUGUCUUUUGAAGAAAGUAUUACUGCAGAGGAUACAAUCUCACUCAGUGACAUGGCUUCGCCUGAAAGCUAAGGCCCUGCGUAGGAUGUGGAAACGUAACCGGGAUUCAACCUAAACAAAGCUGGAGGUGUUUAUCUGCAACACUGAAAUAUUUACAACACCCCCUUUGUCUUUCUUGAGGUAACAGGACUAAUAAACCCUCGUUGUGAAUCACUGGGACCAUGCAGGACUGUGGAUGUUGGUUUAUGUUCCUGUUUGUUUGCACUUUGAUUUCCGAACAGAUGUGUUCUGACACUAGAAAUGUGGGCACAUUAAUGUGGUGGUUAGGAACACUAUCUUUCACUCACAGGAGUGCCUGUAUUCCCAACUAGUAAUUAUAUUUCACCCUGAUGCGCUCAUUUAAACCAGCAUUUGCUGUGAAAUCAGGAUGUUUUUGCUUUUUUUUUUUUUGUGAAGGAGUUUUUAUUUUUACUGUCAAUUUAUUUGCCUUUUUUUUGGAUGCCUUUCCUUAUUUUGCAUUUCCUACAUCACUGUAGAAGAUCCUAAUCCAAACCCUGGUAUCUGUCCUUCUAUAUAUUGUACAUAAAAGAUGGAUGUAUCCAAAGUGGAUUGGUUUGCUCAAGAUUCUUGCAAUUUUGAGGUUUUUAAGAUGUGACCAUUUUUGGAAAAUAACUGCAGAAAAGUAUGUAAUUAAGGGAUAGUAUAUAAAACUAAUCAAAAGGAGUGAGAUGAACUAAAGAUGUCAAAUGACGUAAAUGUAUUUAUAAUAGGAGUUUGUUGGAGUCUAAGACCUUUAGGACCCCCUAAUGGGCAAACAGCGGUACUGCAACUAUAAACAUUGCAUAUUAGCUUUAUUACUUAUAAUAAAUGACUGCACACAACUUCUAUAAACAGUUUGUAAAUCUCACCUUAAAUUAAUAAUUUAGUUGCUUUAAAACAAAACCAUACAAUAUGUGUUGGGAACACGCUUACUUUUUGAAAACAGAUGUUUAUUUUGAAAGAAAUUACUGUAUUCAUUUGUAAUAAGAUGCUGUUUUCUUUUUAAAGCUUACUUUAAAUGUACAUAAUGCUGGCAAAAGACGGGACCCUUAGCUUUUUAUUAAUCAAAUUUUCUAAUGGAUGUAUAUGACUUGAGACACUGUGAAUCCUGACAACUUCUAAUGUUAAAGUCAGAGCUAUAUUUUAAAAGCAUGUUGUUGUUUUUGUUUUUUAUGCGUGGUACGUACGUUGAAUAGAUGUGAUCAAAUGUAAUUGACAGCUGCUGAAAAAGCACCUCAACAAACUCUGAUCUGGGAUCUGUCUCAUAAAAACAAAUCGCUGAGUUUGUUUGCGAUAUUUAGUCUGAAUCUUUUCGUGCAAAUGGAGCCAAAGCCACCGAUCAAACCUGUAAAAAGCAGUUUCUGUUGAAGCCUUCUAGCUAAUCAUGUAUCAUUAGUACCAAAAAGUAAGAAAAUGACAUUAUUAUAAGCUGGUACAAUCAUUUUGUUUUCUCAUGGAUCAUAUGCGGUUGGUACGGUGUUUACAGCAUUACUCAGACAUUGCCAAGUGAUGUGCAUGGAAGUAAAAAUGUUUUUCCAGAGGUGCAGAGGCCAACGUUUGGGAUUUACUGACGUUCACCUGAUCUGGAUGCAGGGUUGUCCAUCCCUGUGAGACACAUGCACAGACACUCUUUGUUCAUUAUAUUGUAAAAAAAUAUUAUGGCUGUACAUUUUUGCAGUCUAAUCAGCUACUUAAUCUGUUCCUGUAUAAUGUCAGAUUUAAUUAAAACACAUGGUCACUGCACUAUUUUCUCUGUUAUUUUACCAAGUGCAUUUCUGUUUGUAUAACCCAACGACCUUAAAUAGUAAAUAAUAUUUACUAUUUAACGACCUUAAAUAGUAAAUAAUAUUUACUAUUUAAGGUCGUUGGGUUGAUUGCUUUUAUUAUGGUAAACAUAUUAUGUUUACCAUAGAAAAAUCGAUAGACUUCUUUUCCAUUUUUUAUAUAGAGGGGUUUAUUUUCUCUACAACUGAUUACAAACGUACUGAAUUGAUAAGGAAUCUCCUGAUCAGGAUGUUUUUUCGUUGUUGUGUUUGUACCACUAAACGUAUUAUUCGGUAUUGGAAAAUACCGGUUGAUGUAAUGGUCCCAGUCGGAUACUUUAUAAGAAUUAAUGCCACGCUUGAACCCCAUUGGCUUUAAAAAUACAGUCAAUUAACUCCACAUUUCAUCUGACUAGAUUAGAACUGUUUCCUACCCAAGUCACUCACCAGAGAUGCUUCGGUACACUGCAGUAUCUGUUUUUAUUGACAUCCACAGUUACUUUAGUUUCUGAAUGAGGUUUUUGUUUCUACAAAUAGAUCUGACACAAUACAUAGAGAUGCGAACUACAAUGAUGAUGUUUUCAUCAAAAUGUUUCUCCUUAGUAGAAGUAGUAAUGUUAAAGAGUGCCACAGUCACAGCUUAAAUCUGAUGGAGAAUCUGUGGAGGGGCCUUAAGAUUAGGGUGAUGGCAAGGAGGACCUCCAAUUAAUUUAAAUACAGUUGGAAACAUGCAAAAGCACUUAAGAACUGCUGUAUUGCUGCAAUAUCUUUAUCAUUGAUUAUUAAAUAGGGUAUGAAUAAUUUUGGACAUGCUGUUUUUUUUUGUUUUUUUUUUAUGGGGAUAAAAACUAUAUUUAUUGCCAAUAUUGAAACUGCUUUUACAUUAUUUUGAUACAUCACAUGUUUUGUGAGAUGCCAAUCUCAUUUCCAUUCAGUAACAAACUUGUAAGUUAAAUGAAAAUUGGUUUAACUCUAAAUCUGCAAGGGGCAUGAAGAUUUUUGGGUUUAACUGCAUUUAAUUUUUUUAAAAAAGCAUUGCCAAUAUAUGAACAAAAAAUAUGACUCGGUAUAUAGAUAGAUCUUCCAAAAAAACAUACUUUCAUGAGUAUACUAAUCUACCAUGCAGUUAGAUUAUACCAAUGACUAAUGUGACUACAAAUAUACUGAAGAAUGUUAAAACUUUACACACUUUGUACAAUAAUGUUUCCCCUGGGUCAUACACCACAAUAUAUCAAAUGAUGGUAUAUUUCCUGUUUUUGUUCAUGAAACAAUAUAUUUAGAAAUACUAUUCUUUUUUGUGUAUUUUUUGUUUUGCUUGUUGAAAAGAAGAGAAUUACCUUGUCUUAAACUACAGAAUGGUUUUUGGUUUAGUAAAUUGUAAAUUAAAAAAUAUUUAAUCUUUGA
Molecule: messenger RNA, 5091 nt
Organism: Girardinichthys multiradiatus
Lineage: Eukaryota; Metazoa; Chordata; Actinopteri; Cyprinodontiformes; Goodeidae
Product: phosphatidylinositol 4-phosphate 5-kinase type-1 alpha-like
Exons: 16
Coding region: 197-1957 (586 amino acids)
Biological process (GO): phosphatidylinositol metabolic process
Molecular function (GO): phosphatidylinositol kinase activity
Source: RefSeq, a predicted model, not a curated record